Molecule: messenger RNA, 2612 nt
Organism: Drosophila navojoa
Lineage: Eukaryota; Metazoa; Arthropoda; Insecta; Diptera; Drosophilidae
Gene: pnut
Product: septin 7-like protein pnut
Molecular function (GO): GTP binding
Source: RefSeq, a predicted model, not a curated record
GCAACAGCAGUCGCUUGUUUUUCGCUCACUCAAUAGCACGGCCAUAGCGCGUUGCUGGCGUACUUAUUAUUUUUUUGCGAAGAAGAGGAAGAGUAGAAGCAGUAGCAGAAGCAGCAGUGCAAAAGUUUUGUUGACACCGAAAGAAAAAGGAAAAAGGAAAAAAAAAACCCUUAAACAGACUGAGCAAAAGCAAAAAACUAGGCGUGACGAUACAAAAGCGUGCAAAGUUAAAGCCCACAGUGUGUUUCGGAGACGAAAGUGAAAUUCGCAAGGCGAAGCAACGCUCUGGUAAACUAAAUAAAAAGACAAAAACAAAAACAAAUGAAUAGUCCUCGCACAAACGGCGCCAUCUCAGCGCUGCCCAGCACCUUGGCACAAUUGGCGUUGCGCGACAAGCAGCAAGCGGCGUCGGCGUCAGCGUCGGCAUCGGCAUCAAAUGGCAGCGACUCCUCGAUAGCAACGCAGCGUCCACAGACGCAGCCGCCCAGUGUGCCAUCAGCGACAGCAGCGGCAGUCACUAAACUGCAAUUGGCAGAGGCGGCGGCAGCCAGUGUGACCAGCUCAAAUGGUGACUCGAACAAGCUGACGCACGACCUGCAGGAGAAGGAAGCACAGCAACAGCAGCAAUUGAAGCCACAGAAACCUCCGUUGCCCGUGCGCCAGAAGCCCAUGGAAAUCGCUGGCUACGUGGGCUUCGCCAACCUGCCCAAUCAGGUGUACCGCAAGGCGGUCAAGCGAGGCUUCGAGUUCACACUGAUGGUGGUGGGCGCCAGUGGGUUGGGCAAGUCGACGCUCAUCAAUUCCAUGUUCCUGUCGGACAUCUACAACACGGAACAGUAUCCGGGCCCCUCGCUGCGCAAGAAGAAGACCGUUGCGGUGGAGGCCACCAAGGUAAUGCUCAAGGAGAACGGCGUCAAUCUCACCCUGACCGUAGUCGAUACGCCGGGCUUCGGCGAUGCCGUGGACAACAGCAACUGCUGGGUGCCCAUACUGGAGUAUGUGGACAGCAAAUACGAGGAAUACUUGACGGCCGAGUCGCGUGUCUACCGCAAGACCAUCUCUGAUAAUCGAGUGCAUUGCUGUCUGUACUUCAUAGCGCCAUCGGGUCACGGUCUGCUGCCAUUGGACAUUGCCUGCAUGCAGAGUCUGUCGGACAAGGUGAAUCUGGUGCCGGUGAUUGCCAAGGCGGACACCAUGACGCCCGACGAGGUGCAUCUGUUCAAGAAGCAGAUACUGAACGAGAUUGCUCAGCAUAAGAUUAAGAUCUAUGAUUUUCCCGCCACGCUCGAGGAUGCCGCCGAGGAGACAAAGGCCACACAGAGUCUGCGCAGCCGUGUCCCAUUCGCGGUGGUCGGCGCCAACAGCAUCAUCGAGGUGGAUGGCAAGAAGGUGCGGGGUCGUCGCUACCCUUGGGGUCUGGUGGAGGUGGAGAACUUGACGCAUUGCGAUUUUAUUGCAUUGAGGAACAUGGUAAUACGCACACAUCUGCAGGAUCUCAAGGAUGUGACGAACAACGUUCACUAUGAGAACUAUCGAUGUCGCAAGCUCUCCGAGCUGGGACUUGUCGACGGCAAGGCGCGGCUCUCGAACAAGAAUCCGCUCACCCAGAUGGAGGAGGAGAAGCGCGAGCACGAGCAGAAGAUGAAGAAAAUGGAGGCCGAAAUGGAGCAGGUCUUUGACAUGAAGGUCAAGGAGAAGAUGCAGAAGCUCAAGGACUCCGAACUGGAGAUGGCGCGCCGGCAUGAGGAGCGCAAAAAGGCGCUCGAGCUGCAGAUCCACGAGCUGGACGAGAAGCGGCGCGAGUUCGAGCGCGAGAAGAAGGAGUGGGAGGAUGUGAAUCAUGUGACGCUGGAGGAGCUCAAGCGGCGAAGCCUCGGCGCCAACAGCAGCUCCGACAAUGUGGAUGCCAAGAAGGAGAAGAAGAAGAAGGGUUUGUUCUAAGUCAAGCAGCGCUAGUUUAUAGUCCGGCGAAAUAUCCUCCUACUUAACAAAAAACAAAAAACAAAAAACGAAAAAAAAAGAUAUUGAAAUAUUAAUGUACUACACUUUAAGGCCUCAAAAAUCUCGAGAACAAAAUACCAUAUAACGAAUUAUGAAUAGCGGUACAUACCAAUACUAUAAACAGUGCAUAUACAUAUAUAUAUGCUGAUAUAUAUAUAUAUAUACUAUAUACCAAUGUAUCAAACAGGUCUCAUCUAUCGGUUCUAUCUCUCCCAUUCAAUAGAUUUCUCAGACUUUCGCUUGAUGUGAAAAUCUGCGAAUUCGAACCAUCUGACAGACCUGACAUAUAUACGUAUAUAUCCACUAUAUUCAUAUAUAUAUAUAUGUAUAUACAUAUAUGUCUAGGUAUUACUUGGCUUUCGCACAGCAAUCGCGCAUUUGUUUUUUAGAUGCAUACAUAUUUAACAGUUAUUAUUAUUGCAGUAUUUUUACCAAAAUAUAUAAACGAAAUCAAAACAACAAAAAAAGAGAAAAUACAAAAAAAAAAAGAAGAAGCGCAUUAAGAACUUGACGUAACAUUUUGACUAGCCUAAAUGAAUUGAAAGAGAACCUAAAUUGUAUUUACAAAAUACUUAAAUAUCGCUUAAAUAAAAUAAUAACUAAUACAAAAA